AUGGACGGGCCAGAUUCACUACCCAACUCCUUCGAAGAGCAGGACGACUUUCUACCUCAAGAGAACAGAGCAGACGAAAAGAUGGAUGUUCACCUUUCUCAAUGUAAGGGCAAGGGCCCCGAGGAAGACAAGCGUGAUCUUCAUCUGAUGAACCCCGACUCAUUGCUUGGAUAUAACCCAACUCCACGCGGCUUAGUCAUAAUGCGUGUGGACGACCAAGUAGCGAACGCGUACAACUCUGGGGCCAGUUGGGCUGAAAUGCACCGGCAGAAGUCCAUGCUACCAGUCAUCCUUAUCGUCGGUAGGGCCGCAAGCGGAAAGAGCACUCUGGCAGCGAGACUGGCCAAAGACUUCGGGUUUUACCACGUAUCGCUCCAUGAGCACUGCCAAGAGAUGGCACGGUGGUUGAAGAAAGAUCACAUCCCAGAACUACCUCACUGUGUCAACGUCAUGAUCCGUCGCGGCGAGCCCAUGCACACAGGGCUCCUUGUAAGUCACCGCCUGGACCCGCGCACCUCUCUAUUCGACUAUCAUACUGCCAAUGUCAGGAAAGAAAACCGCACGAGUAUUUCAUUCCUCAGCUGCUGGUGGAGCAGUCGAGGGCGGCACGGGACGUACCUGAUGGUGAGCCCCGAGCUUUGA
Molecule: messenger RNA, 642 nt
Organism: Anthostomella pinea
Lineage: Eukaryota; Fungi; Ascomycota; Sordariomycetes; Xylariales; Xylariaceae
Source: the annotation of a GenBank genome assembly